This is a messenger RNA of Laccaria bicolor S238N-H82, 1521 nucleotides long. RefSeq lists its product as uncharacterized. Lineage: Eukaryota; Fungi; Basidiomycota; Agaricomycetes; Agaricales; Hydnangiaceae. The transcript has 3 exons. The record is from RefSeq and is a predicted model, not a curated record. The coding region runs from base 1 to 1521 and encodes 506 amino acids.
AUGGCUGCUCAAUCUCUCUCGCUCAUUUUUGACGAUACAACGCUCGGGGCGACCUACGGAGGGGGUUCAUGGUCCCCUAGCAGCCUUCCAAGUUGGUACAAUGGCUCCUGCGUCUAUCCUGGAUUCGCUAUCGGUGGUAAUGGGACGGGGACGGCAUCUUUGUCCUUCCAAGGGACUUCCAUCGCGUUCUUUGGGAACACCGCUCCAGUUUUCACGGAUUCACAGAUCCUGACAGUCGCUAUUGACGGUGGUACGCCGUACAACACCACGUACAACGAUCCCUCUCCCCAGUCGUAUCGCCAAUGGUAUCAAUCGCCCACAUUAGCUGAGGGAAAGCACAACAUCUCUUUGAGCCAUAUCGCAGGUACAGCGCUCGAUUUCGCUGUCGUCACUGUUGGCCCCAAUACCCCCCUCGCUGGUACAAAAGUUAUCGUCGAUAACGAAGAUCCCUCCAUCACGUAUACUGGAUCAUGGACACGGAACACGAACCUGUUUGUCCCUGGCAGCUUGCCACAUGGUCUUCCUUACCACAACAGUACACGGCAAAGUGUGACUGCAGGGGACUCUUUUUCAUUCAGUUUUACUGGUUCGUCUAUGUCCAUUUACGGAAUCAUGAGCUGGGAAAAACUUGGUUCAUUUGGAGCGACAUUUACUCUUGAUGGAACUCCCCUCUCUCAAACAUAUACAGUCACGCAAAGUACACCCCAGUUCACGGGGAAUUCAAGCGAUCAAGCUAACUAUCUGCUAUACGGUUUCGACUUUCUCCAAUCAGGAAACCACACGCUCGUUGUCAAUGUUACAAGUGUUACAAACAGCCAGGCUUUCAUCUUCGAUUAUCUCACCUACACACCAACCUUUUCAUCCCUCGCUACCAUGCCAAAUUUGACUGGAUUUGCAUCCACAUCCACUUCUACCGGCAGCUCAGGAAAAUCACAGACGGCAGGGGCCACUGGAGCCCACAGCUCCUCAACGUCAACCUCUUCUGCGUCAGCCACUUCUUCCUCAAAGGCAUCAUCUCCCGCUGGAGCGAUCGCAGGGGGCGUCAUUGGUGGAUUAAUCCUGCUCUCCGUAGUCGCCGCCUUCUUUUAUUGGUAUGGCAAACGCAGUGCUUCCCAAAAAAUUGCACCAAGUACUGCCCUACCUACCAAUUACGCAUCUGAACCCCUUGCCGCCAAUAUGAGGCAACAAACACCGGGACACGCCUCUUCCCCUUCGAAUGGAAAUACUAUUUCUCCCUUCUUGGAUGCAGGAGUGACGCAAUACGGGUUGUCGAGUUAUGUACCAACUGCGGCUGAACGUAAACAGGGGAUACAAUCAGAGCGAUACUCUUCUACCAUCUCUGGCGAUCGUGCGAUGUCGGAUGCUACUACGUCGGCUAGUGGUGAUGACUUGGGAUCGUUAGCGAGGGGGAGGUCAGCGGAUCCUGCGGCUGGGAAUGUCCUACCACCUUCGUAUGACAACAUUCCAGGAAAUUCUCGUGCCGAGUAUCAACAACCCCUAGUGCCAGUGCGCAAGUCUUGA